UCUAUAUUGUUCAGUUCAGUUCAGUUUCUACAAGGUUCAGCAACAUUCAGAGCUCUUCCAAAUUUUUAUACAAAUUAUUUUUGUGCUUUUUUUUACAUCCAAAAUAUUUUGUAACUUUUACAACAUUUUCUAAAAAUUCGUUGAAAGAAAGGCAAACGGUAUAUAUCAGUGCUACAACAACGUGAAUCCUUUACCAGCGCAAGUUACCCCAAAUCCCUAAUCGAAAUCCAGACUUUGGUGUGCUUCCAUUCCAACCACCACCAACCAUGUAUUAUUCGGCCAACCGACGAUCCCAGAGCGCCCAUCCCCCGUCCUCCAGUCGCGCAGCCCGGAAUCCGGAUGCCGCCUCCUUGGCGGCCACCUUCCUGGACAAGAACUCGAGGCCCAACUUUCGUGUCAUCCGCACGGUGAUACCCCUUGAGUUGCCAUCCUUUGUGCAGGCACCCGCUUUGAUUACCAUGUUGAAGUCGCAGAUUGCGCGUCGCAAGCAAUUCCUCGAAUCAUCCAAUGCCCUGGGCGAGGAUUUGCUGAAACGAGUGGGCGGCAGACGCGAUGCGGUGUUCUUUAUGCACAGCAAUGCAAUGGGUGAACUGAAGCAGGCCAUUAGUGAGCUGGCCGGUCUGCUGCAUCAACUGGAGCUGGUGUACGACCCGGUUGCCUAUGGCAAGGUAUCCGUGCGGGCCCAACAGGCCGAUAAGCGGGCCCAGAUGUCCGAGAAUCUGCUCCACGGACGCAAUGAGCAGCUGGAGCGCCAUGUCGACCAUGCCAGGACCACCGGUUUCCGUGAGCGCACCAACGAUGCCCGUCGUCGUCUGGCCGAGAAGGAUGAAGCUAGCAGGGCGCUGGGCGUUUGGCGUUCCUACUAAAACUGGAUCACAACGAAAAUCACAUCGAAUUCGGCUAUAUCCCCUGAGGAGACACAGCUAUAUCGGAAACUAUGAUAACUUUUGAUUUAAAUAUGGUCCCUGGAUAUUUUGUUUGUGACCAUUUAGCUGAUCUGUGAUGUUUGCCUUGGUUUUUGGAAACGUAUGCAUCAUCUAUCUAUUGGUUAACUUACUGGACUGGAACUUAAAUUGUAUUCAUACUGAUACUACUACUACUACUACUAAGGCCCCCAACACCUUACAUUUCAACUUUCAAAUUAUUCAAGUGCUAUACAGUGCCUAGCAUAGCCAUAAAAGAUAAAAAUUAUCUAGUAAACUGCAUAGUUAUAUUCCUUGAAAAUAAUCUAGUAAACUGCAUAGUUAUAUUCCUUAAAAAUAAUCUAGUAAAGUGCAUAGUUAUAUUCCUUAAAAAUAAUCUAGUAAAGUGCAUAGUUAUAUUCCUUGAAAAUUAUCUAGUAAACUGCAUAGUUAUAUUCCUUGAAAAUUAUCUAGUAAACUGCAUAGUUAUAUUCCUUGAAAAUUAUCUAGUAAACUGCAUAGUUAUAUUCCUUAAAAAUAAUCUAGUAAAGUGCAUAGUUAUAUUCCUUGAAAAUUAUCUAGUAAACUGCAUAGUUAUAUUCCUUGAAAAUUAUCUAGUAAACUGCAUAGUUAUAUUCCUUGAAAAUUAUCUAGUAAACUGCAUAGUUAUAUUCCUUAAAAAUAAUCUAGUAAAGUGCAUAGUUAUAUUCCUUAAAAAUAAUCUAGUAAAGUGCAUAGUUAUAUUCCUUGAAAAUUAUCUAGUAAACUGCAUAGUUAUAUUCCUUGAAAAUUAUCUAGUAAACUGCAUAGUUAUAUUCCUUGAAAAUUAUCUAGUAAACUGCAUAGUUAUAUUCCUUAAAAAUAAUCUAGUAAAGUGCAUAGUUAUAUUCCUUAAAAAUUAUCUAGUAAACUGCAUAGUUAUAUUCAUUGAAAAUUAUCUAGUAAAGUGCAUAGUUAUAUUCCUUAAAAAUUAUCUAGCAAACUGCAUAGUUAUAUUCCUUGAAAAUUAUCUAGUAAACUGCAUAGUUAUAUUCCUUAAAAAUAAUCUAGUAAAGUGCAUAGUUAUAUUCCUUGAAAAUUAUCUAGUAAACUGCAUAGUUAUAUUCCUUAAAAAUAAUCUAGUAAACUGCAUAGUUAUAUUCCUUAAAAAUAAUCUAGUAAACUGCAUAGUUAUAUUCCUUAAAAAUAAUCUAGUAAACUGCAUAGUUAUAUUCCUUAAAAAUAAUCUAGUAAACUGCAUAGUUAUAUACCUUAAAAAUUAUCUAGUAAACUGCAUAGUUAUAUUCCUUGAAAAUUAUCUAGUAAACUGCAUAGUUAUAUUCCUUAAAAAUAAUCUAGUAAAGUGCAUAGUUAUAUUCCUUGAAAAUUAUCUAGUAAACCGCAUAGUUAUAUUCCUUGAAAAUUAUCUAGUAAACUGCAUAGUUAUAUUCCUUGAAAAUUAUCUAGUGAACUGCAUAGUUAUAUUCUCUAAAAAUAAUCUAGUAAAGUGCAUAGUUAUAUUCCUUAAAAAUUAUCUAGUAAACUGCAUAGUUAUAUUCCUUGAAAAUAAUCUAGUAAACUGCAUAGUUAUAUUCCUUGAAAAUUAUCUAGUAAACUGCAUAGUUAUAUUCCUUGAAAAUGAUCUAGUAAAGUGCAUAGUUAUAUUCCUUGAAAAUUAUCUAGUAAACUGCAUAGUUAUAUUCCUUAAAAAUUAUCUAGUAAACUGCAUAGUUAUAUUCCUUAAAUUAUCUAGUAAACUGCAUAGUUAUAUUCCUUGAAAAUAAUCUAGUAAACUGCAUAGUUAUAAUCCUUAAAAAUUAUCUAGUAAACUGCAUAGUUAUAUUUCUUGAAAAUAAUCUAGUAAACUGCAUAGUUAUAUUCCUUAAAAAUAAUCUAGUAAAGUGCAUAGUUAUAUUCCUUAAAAAUAAUCUAGUAAACUGCAUAGUUAUAUUCCUUGAAAAUUAUCUAGUAAACUGCAUAGUUAUAUUCCUUAAAAAUUAUCUAGUAAACUGCAUAGUUAUAUUCCUUGAAAAUAAUCUAGUAAACUGCAUAGUUAUAUUCCUU
Molecule: messenger RNA, 2945 nt
Organism: Drosophila yakuba
Lineage: Eukaryota; Metazoa; Arthropoda; Insecta; Diptera; Drosophilidae
Exons: 2
Coding region: 267-866 (199 amino acids)
Source: RefSeq, a predicted model, not a curated record